CCUAUUAUCUCUCUCUAGAAACAAACACUUACGCUCUCUCUAUCCUCCUCUCUGCUCAAUUCGCACCCUUUUCUCUCGGGCUCUCUCUCUCUCUGUCUCGCUCCCUAUUAUCACUUACAACAAUAUAUUUGCUCAAAUAACAAAUCACACUCUCCAAUUUACCCGCCAAAAAGGUCGCCCCCCGUGGAGUGGUCGUAAAUGGGAUUUGCUCUGUAGGAAAUGGAUUCAGCGGGUAAUGAUGAGGCUCCAGACGGUAUGAAUCCUCAAUCGGAAUGUGAGAUUGCUGCGGUUGGCGAGAAGAGGCCGGUUGAGAAUGGGGAGACUGAAGAAUUAGGUGUUAAAUCAACCAAAAAGGCGAAGUGUGGUGUCGGAGAGAUGCGUAGAGUGGCGGAGAUAGUGCUCGUAUUGUCGACUAUGGCGGGAAUGAGAGGAGGGAAGAGUCCGACGGAAGCGGAGGUAAAUUUGAUGGAGGAAGCGAGGGCAAAAUUGGUCGAGAUUUGUCAGGAUUUGGCGCCAAAGGAUUUAGUGGCGAGGGAUGCGAUUGGGACAGUUAUUGAGGAUCUAGGGCUCAAUUGGAAACUCAAAGAUCAAAGAUUAGGGUUUCGGGGCACUAGGCUGUCUAUUAAAGAGAAGAUUGCUCUUACAAAGAAGAAGAUGGAAGAAUCCAAGAAAUUUGCUGCACCUUCUGGUACAUAUUCAGCUCAAACGUCGCAGCCAAGUUUUGGUGCAAUGGGUGAUAUCCGUGGGCCAUCUCAUUCUAUUCGAAUGUUUCCAUCAGAUAAACCAAGUAAUACAAGUAUACCUUCUGGAGGACUUCCAACUCCAGCAACUAUAGGGCAUGUCUCGGCAGCAACUUCUACACCUUUAGCAAGUCAGCCAAUUCCCUCUGAAGUGAGAGUAUCUACAGCGUCCACUGGGUUAUCCAACAGUCAUCCAGGAAGAGAUUCAUCUGCAUUAGCAGGCCAUAGAGUUGAAAAAUCUCAUUUUAAAUCAGAGGGACCAAAUGGGACUACUUAUAUACCAUAUGCACAAGCAAAUGCUUCUGCAAAUCAGCCACUGUUGAAUGUUUCGACUUGGCCUUUACAAUCUCACUCUAUGUCCUCAGCUAGAGCUACACCAGAAAACAAGGUAUUAAAUCAUAAUUCCGCUAGGGCUGAGGGACCUACUGAUUUGGAUUUGUCCCAGGCUCCUCAAGCUGCAAGAGAUCAAGCAUUCAGACCAUUCAUUGCUCAAAAUACACCUGCAAAUUUGCCAGGUGUACAUCAACCUGUUCAAGGCAUGAAGGUUGUGCAACCAUCAUCAUUUUUCAAUAACCAUAAUGAAAUUGCUAAAAUUGUUCAGAAAAUAUUGCAACCAAAACUUCCUGAACAUCCCACAUGGACUCCACCCUCAAGGGAAUAUAUGAAUAAGCCUUUGACUUGCCAGAUGUGCAAAGUCACAGUCAAUGAGGUGGAAACUGUAGUACUUUGUGAUGCUUGUGAGAAAGGCUUUCACUUAAAAUGUCUAGAAUCAGUGAAUCAGAAAGGAAUACCUAGAGGUGGUGAGUGGCACUGCUUGAGGUGCACAACAUUAAGUAAUGGAAAGCCUUUGCCCCCUAAAUAUGGCCGGGUCAUGAGGAGCAUUACUCCACCAAAAGGACCCUCUAAUCCAGCUGGAGCUCAGCCUUCAUCAGAGAAGAAAAAUGGAAUUUUAGAUCAAAAGUCCACUCAAGAGAAGUUAAUAGCAAAUGGAAGCUCUGGUUUACAAAGUGCUGCAAGAUCUGUUACUGUGAUUGGUAACCAUGCUGAGCCAACAUCUGAUUCCAAAGUAUCCAAUGCAAGGGAAAUGACAGGGAAUAGUUUCGGGUCAAGUAUGAAAGAUGUGAAUCAGGCAACACAUGCCACAAAUUUCCCAAAUAACUUGACAAAGACUUUGGGUGUAGUCUCUGAUUCUCCUUCCGUUGGCUUAUCAAAUGAAAUAUCUAUGCAACUAACUCAAGUAUCUGAAUCACACAUACAAGAAGAGGGAUCAGUUUCUGAAUCAAAAUUUCAGCCUCCUGCUACAUUACAUGAGAAAGUUAGUGAAAAACUUGAAAAUUCCAGACCCUCUAACAUCUUACAAGACAUUGAUCCAACAGUGUCAUCAAACGCUGAAGUUCCUUUGAAGACUAGUAAGGAUCAUUCUAUGGUUGAAGACUCAGAAAGUGUAAGAGGACUUAGUGCUUGUAAUCCAAGAUUUGACGUGAAGCAAAGUGACCAAGAUGUCACCCAUGCAAAUCCUGUUGGAAGUUUUGAACCUAAUAAUGACAGUAGAAAGCAUUCUGGAACGUCUUCUGAUGGUGUCCAUAGCACUGAAUGGAUUGGAAAUGUACUUAAAAUUUCAGAUGGAAAGACAUUCUAUGAGUCUUGUCUUGUUGGUGGAGUAAAAUAUAAAGUGCAGGAUCAUGCGCUUUUUCGCUCUAGCCAUGAAAAAUUGAUACCCUCUAAGCUUCAGGCAAUGUUUGAGGAUAUUGAAACAGGAUCAAAGUGGGUUGUUGUGAAUAGAUGCUACUUUCCAAGUGACCUGCCUGAGGCUGUGGGCCACCCAUGUGCCCCUGAAAGCAAUGAGGUAUAUGAAUCUAAUCAUGAAAGCAGUGUAAUGGCUGGUUUGAUUCAAGGUCCGUGUGCAGUUCUUCCUCCUACCAAGUUUCAAGAGAACAAUGAAAGACGGAGUCGGUUAGAAACUGAGGCUAAUACUGUAUUACAGCCAGUUUUUAUAUGCAAAUGGUUUUAUGAUGAAUUGAAGGGAAGUUUUCAACCUGUUUUCGGUUAGCCAUUCAUGCACAUAUUUUGUGAGAUAAUGAAGUCUUGCUAUUAAUGCCAUCCUAAUGGUGCUCCCUUUGAUCAGGUAAUCUAUAUCAGAUGGGGCCUUCAGAAAAUUGACGAGUGAGUUUUAAUACUCAUGACUUUGUGUAAUUUGUAGCUCUAGUUCAACUUUGUAUUAUCUCCUCUACUCUAGUAUUUUUUAGUGCAAAUUGCCUCGUAAAUUGUAGAAUUAGUGUUCUAUUUUAUUCUCUCAAUCCCCUUCCCCACUUUCUUUUA
Messenger RNA from Manihot esculenta (cassava), 3059 nucleotides. RefSeq lists its product as uncharacterized. The record is from RefSeq and is a predicted model, not a curated record. NCBI's taxonomy places the organism in Eukaryota, Viridiplantae, Streptophyta, Magnoliopsida, Malpighiales, Euphorbiaceae. Gene Ontology annotation, molecular function: chromatin binding. Bases 220 to 2790 code for a protein of 856 amino acids. The transcript is spliced from 8 exons.